This is a messenger RNA of Impatiens glandulifera, 3669 nucleotides long. Its product is annotated as ABC transporter G family member 28-like. The record is from RefSeq and is a predicted model, not a curated record. Gene Ontology annotation, molecular function: ATP hydrolysis activity; ATP binding; ABC-type transporter activity. The transcript is spliced from 14 exons. NCBI's taxonomy places the organism in Eukaryota, Viridiplantae, Streptophyta, Magnoliopsida, Ericales, Balsaminaceae. Bases 75 to 3368 code for a protein of 1097 amino acids.
AAAUCCACCAUUGUUAGAUACUUAGACUUUAUAGCUACAAUUCAUUGAUCGUAUUCAGUUCAAGCGUUGCUUUGAUGAGCAUGAAAUGGAAAUUUGUAUGGUUGUUGAUGCUGAUAGCUUCGUUAAGCUUGGUACAGUUCGUGCAAUCCCAAGUUGACUUCAAUCCACCGGAAAAUCCAGCGUCGGGCUUCAUUGCGAAUGCUAUCUACAGCCGCAUCAACAAUCUCACCACUGAAAUCCUCAGAACAAGUCUAGUCAGCAACGCCAGUUUUUGCAUUAAGGAUCCGGAACGUGAUUGGGAUCGAGCUUUCAAUUUCUCUUCUGACUUGAGUUUCCUUACUCGUUGCGCACAGAAAACUGGUGACUUUUCAGGACGUGUGUGUACAGCAGCAGAAGUGAAAUUCUAUUUUGGAAAUUUCUUUGCAAAAGGGUCAGGAAGUGUUCUAAAACCUAACAGAAACUGUAACUUAACCUCUUGGGUAGCAGGUUGUGAGCCUGGUUGGGCAAGUGAAGUUGCAUCAGAUGAACAAAUUGACAUAAAAGAAUCAAACAACAUUCCUGCUAGAACUCUCGAUUCUCAGCCUUGUUGUGAAGGGUUCUUCUGCCCUCGUGGGAUUACGUGCAUGAUUCCUUGCCCUUUGGGUGCCUAUUGCCCGACUGCAACUCUAAAUCAACAGACUGGAGUAUGUGAACCGUACAACUAUCAGCUGCCUCCUGCUAAACCAAAUCAUACAUGUGGUGGAGCUAAUACUUGGGCUGAUGUUGGUAGCAGCAGUCAAGUAUUCUGUCAAGCAGGAUCAUAUUGUCCAUCAACUGUGCAAAAAGUUACUUGCGAUAAUGGGCAUUAUUGCCAGAUGGGCUCUACAACAGAGAAACCAUGCUUCAAGUUGACUUCAUGUGAUCCGAACACUGCAAAUCAAAAUAUUCAUGCAUAUGGAAUUAUGCUAAUAGUUGGUCUGAGUACUAUCCUAUUAAUUAUCUACAACUGUUCUGAUCAAGUGCUCAGCAUUCGGGAAAGAAGACAUGCCAAAACCCGGGAAAGGGUAGCAAAAGUUGUUAAGGAAAAGGUACAGGCACGUGCUAGGUGGAAAUCUGCCAAAGAUGCAGCUAAAAGGAAUGCAAUGGUAUUGCAAAGUCAAUUGUCACGCACUUUUUCUCGUAAGAGAAGUGUUUCACGUAUUGAAGAAUCUAGUAUUUUGCCAGAAAAUACAUCUGAUUAUGAUGAGGAUAUAGUACCACCAUUGCAUGGAAGUAAUUUAACAACAGAGCAAAGUUACCCCAAGAAAACAUCUCAUGACAUUGAGGAAAGUUCUGACAGCCACAGUGGUUUUAGUUUUGAGGUUGAGCAAAAAAGCACGAAUAAGAAAGUGCCGAAGAAAAAAAACAUGCACAGUCAAAGUCAGAUUUUCAACUAUGCAUAUUCUCAGCUUGAGAAAGAGAAAGCUUUACAGCAGCAGCAACAGGAUAAUUUAACCUUCUCGGGAGUAAUUAAAAUGGCUACCAACAAUGAGACAAGGAAAAGACCAACACUUGAGGUUUCCUUCAUAGAUCUAACGGUUACUCUAAAAGGGAAAAAGAAGAACCUAUUAAGGUGUGUAACAGGGAAACUUAUGCCUGGACACAUCACAGCUGUCAUGGGUCCAUCUGGGGCUGGGAAAACAACAUUUCUCUCUGCCUUGGCAGGAAAAACAGUUGGAUGCACAAUGACUGGUCAUGUUCUAAUAAAUGGAAAGAAAGAUCCUAUUCGUUCGUACAAAAAGAUCAUUGGGUAUGUGCCACAGGAUGAUAUUGUUCAUGGAAAUCUUACUGUGGAGGAGAAUCUUUGGUUCAGUGCAAAGUGCAGGCUUUCAGCAAACUUGCCCAAAGAAGAUAAAGUUUUGAUUGUUGAAAGAGUUAUCGAAUCCUUGGGAUUGCAAGCUGUGCGGGAUUCUUUGGUAGGAACAGUAGAGAAGCGAGGAAUCUCUGGUGGUCAAAGGAAGAGAGUGAAUGUCGGGUUGGAAAUGGUAAUGGAACCAUCACUUUUGAUCUUGGACGAACCUACAUCUGGUUUGGACAGCUCAUCAUCUCAACUACUUCUUAGAGCACUUCGUCAUGAAGCUCUAGCAGGAGUGAACAUCUGCAUGGUUUUACAUCAGCCAAGCUACUCUUUGUUCAAAAUGUUCGACGAUCUGAUACUUUUGGCUAAAGGUGGUUUGACUGCAUACCACGGACCAGUAAGAACUGUAGAGGAGUAUUUUGCAAGCCUUGGAAUAAUUGUACCAGAUCGUGUAAACCCGCCUGAUCAUUUUAUCGAUUUCUUAGAGGGUAUGGUGAAGCCAAGCUCAAGUUCUGUGGUUAGUUACAAAGAGCUUCCUCUUAGAUGGAUGCUUCACAAAGGCUAUCCAGUACCUUCAGAUAUGCAACAGUAUGGCGUUGGAAAUGGUUUAUCUUCAGAAGGCAGUGGUGAUCAUAUUGUUAGAAUGAGCUCUGUUGAUACAGAUGCUGGCGAUCAAUCUUUUGCUGGAGAAGUUUGGCAGGAUAUGGUCAGUCAUCUUGAAGUUAAACGUGAUAUUUUACACCACAACUUCUUAAGGUUCCAUGAUCAAUCUAACCGUAGAACUCCAGGCAUUUUGCACCAAUAUAAAUAUUUCCUCGGAAGGAUUGGAAAGCAACGCUUACGAGAUUCCAAUGGGCAAGCAAUCGAUUAUCUCAUCCUAUUACUUGCUGGGGCCUGUCUAGGUUCAAUAAGUAAAGUGAGUGAUAGUAAUUUUGGAGCUCCGGGCUACACUUACACCAUCAUUGCUGUUUCUCUUUUGUGCAAAAUUGCGGCUUUGAGAACAUUUUCACUGGACAAAUUACAGUACUGGAGAGAGAGAGGUUCAGGCAUGAGCAGCUUGGCACAUUUUCUCGCCAAGGACACAAUAGACCAUUUCAAUACAGUUGUAAAGCCUGUGGUGUAUCUCUCCAUGUUCUAUUUCUUCAGCAACCCAAGGUCGACUUUUGUGGAAAACUAUAUUGUUUUACUCUGCCUUGUUUAUUGUGUUACUGGGAUAGGUUAUGCACUAGCCAUAUUUCUCCAACCAGGUCCAUCUCAAUUGGCUGCAGUUCUUCUUCCUGUUGUGUUCACUCUCAUUUCAACUCAGACUGGAAGUAGCAAAUUAGUGAGGGACAUUUCUUAUCUGUGCUAUCCAAGAUGGGCCUUGGAAGGUUUCAUUAUUUCAAAUGCAGAAAGGUAUUAUGGAGUAUGGCUAAUAACUCGGUGUGGCGCCCUUAUGAAAAUGGGUUACAGUCUUCAAAGAUGGGGUCUCUGCAUAGCCAUCCUGAUGCUUACUGGUUUUGGUAGCCGUGUUGUAGCAUUUCUCGGUAUGCUCAUGUUAGGCAAGAAGUGAGAUCUCAACUUCUCGUCGUUGCAGAAAAAAUAGAGUUUUUUCAAUUAAACAUCUCAAACACGGGUAUUUAUCGCGACAAUUGGCUGUAAUAGUUUGAAUUUGUGGCGUAUUAUUAUUAACCAAUAGAGAAAUGUUCAAAAAGAGAUGGGUCAAGACCAGUAGACGUGUGUUGUAAAUAGAAAGACAGUUCACUUUUUCCUCUUUUAUAUUUUCUCCCAAUUCUUUGAACAUAAAUGAUACAUUAGUACUUCAUUGAUUUGUGUAUUGUUGUAUGAAUACAAAUUGUAAUUAGUUUGUCUUU